AAGGGAAGUUCACUAAGCUUCCGGUGGCCGGCUGGUGGUGGAGUGAUGGCUAAACAUCAUCCGGAUUUGAUCUUUUGCCGCAAACAGGCUGGUGUUGCCAUCGGGAGACUGUGUGAAAAAUGUGACGGCAAGUGUGUGAUCUGUGACUCCUACGUGCGUCCCUGCACUCUGGUGCGCAUAUGUGAUGAGUGUAAUUAUGGCUCUUACCAAGGGCGCUGUGUGAUCUGUGGAGGCCCUGGAGUCUCUGAUGCCUAUUACUGUAAGGAGUGCACCAUCCAGGAGAAGGAUAGAGAUGGUUGCCCAAAGAUUGUCAAUUUGGGGAGCUCUAAGACAGAUCUCUUCUACGAACGCAAAAAAUACGGCUUCAAGAAAAGGUGAUUGGUGGGUGGCUUCUUCCCCCCACCAAGCUGCUACAGCUGCCAGAAAAGACGCCUACACCGCCGGCAGAGAGGGAGCGGCGCACAGAGCACCGCCCGAGCGCCUGUCAGCACGCUGGCACCUCUCCACCUCUCCCCUUACCCAGACACGUGGUGGGGACGGAAAAGAAGUCUUCACAGAGCACUCUGGCAGAUGAUGGCAGGGAACAAUUGGUAGAUCGGUCCACGAGUUCUCUCGAAUUCAAGAAACAAGCCUCUGGUUUCCAAAUUGCUAUCUUCCCUCUAGACCAAUGGCUUCUGAAACAGGAAUCCCAUCACUUCAGUCUCUCGUGUGAGGAAUUGCCCGCGAAGCACCUGCAGUGUGUGCGCGCCGCUCGCCACGCCCCGUGUGGGCGGUCAAGCUUGCAGCACUCAGCGCGUGGCGCCUGUUCGUGUUCUUCUAAGAACUUGGAAACCCUUUCUGUUGCUGUUGUAUUAAUAAACAGGUGUGUCUUUUCUGGUACUCAG
This is a messenger RNA of Suricata suricatta (meerkat), 884 nucleotides long. RefSeq names its product PHD finger protein 5A (gene PHF5A). Gene Ontology annotation, cellular component: U12-type spliceosomal complex; catalytic step 2 spliceosome; U2 snRNP. NCBI's taxonomy places the organism in Eukaryota, Metazoa, Chordata, Mammalia, Carnivora, Herpestidae. Gene Ontology annotation, biological process: mRNA splicing, via spliceosome. The record is from RefSeq and is a predicted model, not a curated record. The transcript has 4 exons. The coding region runs from base 46 to 378 and encodes 110 amino acids.